This is a messenger RNA of Haliaeetus leucocephalus (bald eagle), 2043 nucleotides long. It is a transcript of the gene PSMF1, whose product is annotated as proteasome (prosome, macropain) inhibitor subunit 1 (PI31). Lineage: Eukaryota; Metazoa; Chordata; Aves; Accipitriformes; Accipitridae. The record is from RefSeq and is a predicted model, not a curated record. Gene Ontology annotation, biological process: proteasome-mediated ubiquitin-dependent protein catabolic process. The transcript is spliced from 7 exons. Gene Ontology annotation, molecular function: endopeptidase inhibitor activity; proteasome binding. Bases 43 to 858 code for a protein of 271 amino acids.
GCUGGACCCGGCCCGGCCGAGCCUGCUCGUUACGGUGCGGCCAUGGCGGGGCUAGAGCCGCUGUACGCCUGGGCGCUGGCCGCCAUCUCCCGCCCGCAGGACGCGCUGAUCUGCGGCGUUCACUGGGAGCUGGUCCGGCACGGUUACCGCUGCCUCGGCGCCGGCGACCAGCCAGGUCCUGAUGAAAGGAAGUCUGAGCUGCUGCCCGCCGGCUGGGAAGCCAACAAGGAGGUGUAUACGCUGCGCUACAAGUCCACAGACGAUGCCCGUGAACUGCUGCUGAAGGCCAUCAUGGUGGAAGACAGUAUGAUCCUCAACGUCAUGGAUCGCAGUUCUCAGAAGGUCGCAGAUGUGACCUUGGCAGUGGCCGACUACAUCAACCCAGAGCACCUGGACGAUUUCCACAAGGUGUACAAGAACACCGAGGAGCUGAGGACAAGGAUUGCUUCAGGCAUCAUCGCUCCCCUUGGGCCCCCCACAGAAAAGGCCAAAAAGGAGCCGGAGGCUGAGAAGAAGGAUCCUGACUUGCACCGGGAUUACGACCCCCUCAGGGUCCCUCCCCGGCAGCCAGCAGGCACAAGAGCACCAUCUUGGCCUUCCCCCUUGAGCCCCUUCGCUGUUGGUGGGGAGGACCUGGACCCUCUUGGAGGUCGGAGUGGCGGAAUGAUCGUGGAUCCUCUCCGGUCUGGCUUCCCGCAGCCUGGCACUGACCCAUCGUCGGGCAUCCCAGGCCGGCUUCCCCCGGGAGCAGUUCCACCAGGCGCCAGAUUUGACCCCUUUGGCCCAUUAGGGGCUGGUAGAUCCAGGCCAGAUCCCGACCACCUUCCCCCUCCAGGCUAUGACGACAUGUUCAUGUGAGGAGUCACCCCAUGGCUGCGGCCAGAGCAGUCUCCUGGGAGGCCGGGGUACUUUCCCCACUUCAUUCCCCGUUUGGUGGACUUCAGUCUUUUCAGCAGCGUUUUUCUUCUCCCCACUCGGGGCCACCUUCCUGUGUCAGACCAGCUAUAAAGGUUUCCCUGUGUGCAGAACACAAGAGGAGGCAGUAGCUCUGUUUCUUUCCGUGCUCCUCUGAGGGUGCUUGGCCAUUUGCACCCAGCUGAAGUGGUCCUGCCCUGUGUGAGGCGGCAGCGUGGGGUGUAGCACGGUGCUCUGAGAAUGGCCCAGAUGCCAUGGGGUUUCCUCCUCUGCUUCUCCUGGGUGGCACCGCUUUUGCUCCUGGGGUUACAGAAGCAGUCGGUGCUGAGGAGGGAGCUGGCUUCUUGCCGCUCCUGUGCUGCAGUAGCCUGGCUGAAGGCGGCAGCUGGAGCAGGCUUCACAUGCAGAGAUGGUUUCUUUCUUGCUCUUUAUCCAAGUAAAGGUUGGAUUAGUGUGAGGGGCUAGAAGGGUCUCCAUGGGCAGACGCCUGGCAGUGGCUGAGAUCAGCUUCUGCGUGGCUAUGCCCACUGGCUUUAAAGAGCACCAACAGCAAAGCCUUUAACGUGCAUGAGAAGAGACAUAUAUUGAAUUCCUGGCCCCACUGUGCCCCCUUUCUCCCCAGCAGCCGUGUUGUUUUUCAUUCCUGGGGUGCAUGUGAAGCCCUGCAGGCAGCGUGGCGAGGGCUGCCCGCCGGGCACCACACAGGGCUGGAGUAGGACGGAGGGUGCUUGAUACCCGCACGACCUGAUGGGUUCAGCAUUGGCUCUCCAGGCACAGCGGAGCUGAGCCUGGCACUGAGCUGGGGCCCUUCUGGGAACGUGCAGAGGGGGCUCCGGUGUGGGAUUUGCUUUGCAGAAGAGGUUUAUAGGAACAUGUUACACUACUGUCAGUCCUGUUGCAUGAGGCUGGUGCAACUCUGCCUGGCUGAACUCUGCCAAACAGCUCGGGGAGGAUGGGAGAGAUCUGUGUGGCUCAGGCUCCUGUCCUCUUUCUGGAAACCUCCUCCCUUCCCCGCAGCUCCCCACAGGUCAGUUAAUUUUGAGGCCGCAGCUCGUCUGUCCUGUCAGGGAUUCAUACUAUUUUUUUCUUCUCGUGGUUUGAUUUCUUGGAAGGAUGUUCAUGAGAUCG